UGGUGAGAGUGGUGGCGGUCGUCGUUGUCUCUGAAAAUUUGACUCCAAAUCCAAAGCUCGGUUUUUCAAGCGAGGAAGAUAGAAGAAAUGAGCAGAUUGGCAAAGAGGGUGUUCUUCCUGUCCAAGUUGUCGUCGUCUUCUGUUGCUGCUCCUGCUGCUUCUCGUCCCUCCUCCUCCUCCUGGAGAUGGCUAGCUGCUCAUCAUCACGUUCGCGAUACGGAGAUCGGUACGAGAUGCUUUUCUUCAUCCUCUCCCUCUGCUGGGUAUCACGUCAGCCCGUCGUCGUCCAUGAAGGGAGCUGUGUUCCGGGAUCCCACCCGCCCCCUCUCUCUCGAGCUCCUCCAAAUCCCUCGUCCCCAGCCCGGCGAGCUCCUCAUCCGCACCAAAGCCUGCGGCGUCUGUCACUCCGACCUCCAUGUCCUCAAAGGUGAGCUCCCCUUCGCUUCCCCUUGCGUGGUCGGUCACGAGAUCACCGGCGAAGUCGUCGAUCACCACCCCCUCACCGAUCCCAAGAUCGUCCACAAAUUCCCAGUUGGGUCUCUCGUCGUCGGGGCCUUCAUCAUGCCUUGUGGUUCCUGCUUCCACUGCUCUAAGGGUCAUGAUGACCUGUGCGAGGAUUUCUUCGCUUAUAACCGUGCGCACGGCACUCUUUAUGACGGCAAAACUCGCCUUUUCCUCCACGGCACUGGUGAACCUGUUUAUAUGUAUAGUAUGGGAGGGAUGGCUGAAUACUGCAUUGUGCCCUCAAAUGCAUUAGCUGUAUUACCUGGUUCAUUGCCCUACUCGGAAUCCGCCAUUCUAGGCUGUGCAGUUUUCACUGCGUACGGUGCUAUGACCCACGCAGCUGAGGUGCGGCCUGGGGAUUCCAUCGCUGUUGUUGGUGUUGGAGGUGUUGGAUCAAGUUGUUUGCAGAUAGCUAAGGCAUUUGGUGCCUCUGAUAUUAUUGCUGUGGAUAUCAGUGAUGAAAAAUUACAGAAAGCUAAAAUUUUUGGGGCCACCCACACCGUGAAUGCAAUCAAAGAGGAUGCUAUUGAAAAGAUUAAGACAAUAACUGGAGGGAUGGGCGUUGAUAUUGCUGUAGAAGCCCUGGGAAAACCACAAACGUUCAUGCAGUGUGUACAAAGUGUUAGGGAUGGUGGAAAAGCUGUGAUGAUAGGACUUGCAAAAUCUGGUGCCGUGGGGGAGGUAGACAUAAAUCGACUUGUCCGCAGAAAGAUUAAAGUCAUUGGCUCGUACGGAGCAAGAGCAAGGCAGGAUCUUCCCAAGUUGGUCAAGUUGGCAGAAUCAGGGAUCUUCAAUCUCACCAGUGCAGUUUCAAGGAAAUACACAUUUGAAGAGGCUGGUAAAGCAUUUCAAGACCUUGACCAAGGAAAAAUUGUCAGCAGAGCAAUUGUUGAGAUAGUGUAGCCCAUCACUCCUACACUCAGCUCUGAAUGCUUGUUGAAAUUUGUGUUUUCGCAGUUAAAUGAUCAGAGAGUAACUUCACUCUUCCAUAACGCACAUCAACUUGAAUUGGCUGCUGUUUUUCUAAUAACCAGCCAAAAUCAAUAAUAUUCCUGCCCUUUUCAUACCUUUAGUAUGGGUAGGUUUCUGGCA
Messenger RNA from Rhodamnia argentea, 1596 nucleotides. RefSeq names its product alcohol dehydrogenase. Bases 88 to 1407 code for a protein of 439 amino acids. The transcript has 6 exons. NCBI's taxonomy places the organism in Eukaryota, Viridiplantae, Streptophyta, Magnoliopsida, Myrtales, Myrtaceae. Gene Ontology annotation, molecular function: oxidoreductase activity. The record is from RefSeq and is a predicted model, not a curated record.